Protopolystoma xenopodis is the source of this 270-nucleotide messenger RNA. The record is from the annotation of a GenBank genome assembly. Lineage: Eukaryota; Metazoa; Platyhelminthes; Monogenea; Polystomatidea; Polystomatidae.
AUGGACGCUUACUGCAAAGACAGACUUUCUUCUAGAAGCGAACCUCUGUUUAUCGGCGACACAGACGAUUUUGGAGCUGGGGCUAGUUUGGACUCCGACAAUGACCGUCUUUUUUCUGGCGUCCUUGCUAGCGCCAUCUAUCAGCUGUCCGUAAACUGCAAGAAACCCAAAGAGUCGAUUUUCGGAAAACACGAGCAAGAAUGUCAGCCCACCAUUCGGUUAGAGACCCAGUUCAGAAUCGUCGACUUGGCCCUUUUCGAGAGCAAGUAA